This is a messenger RNA of Cyprinus carpio (common carp), 1849 nucleotides long. RefSeq names its product receptor activity-modifying protein 1-like. Gene Ontology annotation, molecular function: coreceptor activity. The record is from RefSeq and is a predicted model, not a curated record. Gene Ontology annotation, cellular component: signaling receptor complex; membrane; cell surface. NCBI's taxonomy places the organism in Eukaryota, Metazoa, Chordata, Actinopteri, Cypriniformes, Cyprinidae. Gene Ontology annotation, biological process: cellular response to hormone stimulus; angiogenesis; protein localization to plasma membrane.
GUUUUAAUAGAAUCUUCCUGUUGAAGAGUUCAUACAUUUUUGCAAGCUGAGGAGGACAGACAAAUAGAACUACCACAGGAUUAAAGCGUAAUGGCACACAUAUCUAUAUCUGCUUCAAAACCAGUAGGGACUCUUCUGUUUUGGGUCUGUCUUUGUCUAAUGGUCUCAACUCUGCAGACCCUGGUACCAGAUGAACAGAGACAAACUGUGAGACAGACUGCAUCAACCAUGCCGACAGAAGUACAAACCACUGCAUACACCAGAGCAGAUCCUGGCUAUGGAGAUAGAGGAACAUUUGGCUGUGCUAACAUGAGCACCUGUGACACAUACUGUAUACUUUGUGUGAACAAUUCCUGGAGAACCCAAGAAUGCUAUGAACUGCUGGUGCAAUGGUGUCAAGUUCAUUUUGAUGAUGCUAUGCUGUCCAUGAACAGUAACGACUGGUGUUCACUGGAAAAAAUAAAAAGUGCAUACAACAAUUUCACUGUGUGUACGGAGUCUGUUGCUGACUGUCUGCUGAUUCCCUGGCCGAAUCAGUUGGUUGAAAACUUAUUUGUAGAUAUCCACACCACCUAUUUUCAAGAAUGCCCCACAGAGGCACUGAAGGACCCCCCUCCCAGCAUCAUCCUUGCCCUUGUCAUGACCCCCAUAUGCCUAAUCCCUGUUAUGGUGGUCCUAGUUGUUCUCAAGACUAAGAAUGGAGACAGGAGGUCCUAGAGAAGAUUCCAGGUGCAAGAAGAUUUUGUAUGCCUCCUUCUGCUCUGUUUCUUAUUCAUUCAGGAGGGUAUCCCACCCUGGGAUAAUGUCCUGGCCCAACACUCCCCAGUGAAUGUGCACCUGGCGGUCUCCAGGUUCGACUUAACCAGGAUGGAGGAUAAGCAUUUGUUCUAGGGGUGACCUCUGACUGGAAAAUGUUACUGUACUUCAGUGGAAUAAUUGUUGGUUAUAGUUGUAUGUAUUUAUCAUUAACUUACAGCUAAUGUGCAGUACAGAUAUUUCACAGCAUUAUUAUCUCCAAACUGCACAUAUAGGUUUUGUUGUCUUCAGGAUGUAAAUACAUAAUCCAUUGAAAUGUGAAAUGGCAAUGGAAAAAAAGGUUCAUUUGAAGCAUUCAGACGAAUUGUGUACAUAACCAGAUGUACAGAACAACAAUGCAAAAUCACAAACUAAUUUGAGUGUCCACUUUAUGCACUGUAAGAAAUCAUUAACCCAUGUUUUAAUGCAGAUUUUGUUGUUAGUUAAGUGACAAGAGCUGUUUAGCUGAGAAUAAUGUCUUUGUGAUUUCAUUUCUAUUGUGACACAAGUCAUAACGAUUGACUUUUUAAAUUUAUUAUGACAGCUAUUGAGAAAUUAAGCAUAAAUGAAUCAAUCUGAAUGCACGACAAAACAAAGCCGACUGAAAGUCACCCAUUUCAAUAGGCAGCUUAUUAAAUAUCUGUUUAUUUAUGUAAGUUAAUGACAUGCACAUGUCUCUGAAAAGAAAAGAUUUAAGAGGGAAGGGAAUGUCAGCAAAUGUUCAUUUUAAUUUGACUGUGCCCCUCACACAGAACUGCAUUGUACUUUGCUUACAAUAUAAUUACUGUAUCAAUGUAGUCACAUGAAAGAGAUUGCAUUAGUUUGUGUUUGUUUGUUUGUUUUUUUAUAUAUAAUUAAUAAUUUCAGUAAUUGGUUAUGAAGGAUGAGUCUUAUAAGAGAAAACUGAGAACUUUUUUCAAGUGUAUGUUUGCAUAUUGUUCUCUUUGUUCUCACUUUAAGAGCCUGCAAACAGUUUUAUACUUUAAUACUUCACCUCCUACUUUGAUUGGACAUGUUUUUAUAUAAUUAAAUAUUAAACCACAUUGUGAUUUUA